Messenger RNA from Brettanomyces nanus, 2376 nucleotides. RefSeq lists its product as uncharacterized. NCBI's taxonomy places the organism in Eukaryota, Fungi, Ascomycota, Pichiomycetes, Pichiales, Pichiaceae. Gene Ontology annotation, biological process: ergosteryl 3-beta-D-glucoside catabolic process. Gene Ontology annotation, molecular function: steryl-beta-glucosidase activity. The record is from RefSeq and is a predicted model, not a curated record. Bases 1 to 2376 code for a protein of 791 amino acids. The transcript has a single exon.
AUGGCUAACCUACAUCAUGAAAGGCCCAGUGUCGGUAAGCUACGAAGUCUUUUACGCACAGAAAGACUCGAUACUGAUAAGUACGGGAACUUCGUUCAGCCUAGUACUGGACGUCGAGUGACUCUUCAUGGAAUAAACUUUGCCUCCUCAUCUAAAUUGCCUUAUGCUCCUUAUCAGACCACCUAUAUGAGGCCUAAGAAGUGCGGGUUUUACAGCGAAGCUGACACUGUGUCGUUUGUGAAUCGGCCAUUUCCCUUGGAUGAGGCCUAUGAGCAUCUUACUCGGAUCAAAAUGUGUGGCUACAACACAAUUCGAUUUGUGUUUACUUGGGAGGCAAUUGAGCAUGAAGGCCCGGAGAUAUACGAUCUUGACUACGUUCAUUAUGUUGUUGAAUUGCUUAAAAUCAUUGAUGAGGUGGGUGGAUUGUACGUGUUUUUGGAUCCUCAUCAGGAUGUUUGGUCGAAAUUCUGCGGUGGCAGUGGUGCACCGAUAUGGACGUUGUGUGCAGCAGGUCUAAAUCCUCUCAAUUUUGAGGUAACCGGUGCCUGUAAGCUUCAUAACUUAUGCAAAGAGCCUCAAAAUUUCACCAGGAUGGUGUGGAGUACCAACUGCAGCCGAUUGGCCGCUGCAACCAUGUUCACUAUGUUUUUUUCAGGUAAAAUGUUUACUCCAAAGGCCAUAAUUGACAACCAAAAUAUCCAGGACUAUCUUCAGGAUCAUUUUAUUAACGCUGUGGCUUUUUUGGUAUCAAGCAUCAAAAAUGAAGCCCCAGAGCUCUUUCAAUCAUCCUUUUUAGGUGUCGAGAGUCUCAACGAGCCAAGUAAAGGUUAUUAUGGAAUCGAAGAUUUAUCUCAAUUACCAAAAGAUCAACCAUUAUGUUUAGAUGAAACUCCCCGGGCUAUUCAGUCUAUGCGUAUGGGUAUGGGCAGACGACAAGUCUUAGAAGUCUAUCAACUUACCAUGUUCGGACCUCGAAAGAAGGGCUCAUUGGCAGUUGAUCCUAAGGGAGAAAAAGCUUGGCUUACUGACGAUAGCAUGGAUAAACGAUACGGAUUUGACAGAGACGAGAAUUGGAAGCUUGGCGAAUGUAUCUUUGCUCAGCACGGUGUCUGGGAUUCGCAUAGUGGUGAACUUUUAAAGCCGGACUAUUUCCAUAGGGAUCCUAUCAUGGGACGUGAAUUGGAUGAAGACAUGUUUAUCAACACGCAAUUUCUUUCAUUUUGGGCCAAAUUUAGAUCUCGAAUGAGAAAGAUUGAUAGAGACAUGUUUUUGAUAAUUCAGGCUCCUGUCCUCCAAAUUCCUCCUCGAUUAAAAGAUAGCGAUCUUGUAGAUGACCGUACAGCAAUAGCUAUUCAUUACUAUGAUGGAAUGUCGUUGAUAUUUAGGAGCUGGAACAGAAAGAUGAACGUGGACACAUUGGGUAUUAUGAGGGGUCGGUAUCUCAAUCCGAUAUUUGGUAUUGUUUUUGGAGAGAAGAACAUCAGAGAGUCGAUGAAGAGGCAACUUCUGGAAAUGAAAAGAGAGUGUAAGGAGAAUGCAGGAGAUUCUGUUCCCGUCAUCAUUUCAGAGACUGGUAUGCCAUUUGAUAUGGAUGACAAGAAGGCAUAUAGCGAUGGGGAUUACAGUUCACAGGAGGCUGCCAACGAUGCCAUGGCGUACGCAUUGGACGGAAGUAACUUGAACUUCUCAUACUGGUGCUACAAUCCUGAGAACAAUCAUAAAUGGGGUGAUAACUGGAACUUGGAGGACUUUUCGAUCUUUUCCAAAAAUAACGUUUUCCAUAAUAGUAUCGACUAUACGGUACAAAGUAGUGCAGAUUCUUUAGCUGAUGGAAAAGUGUGCAAAUAUUCCGAAUGGAUCACCACGGCAAGUUCAGUAUCGUCUUCUGCCAAAUCUCCUACACUUGGUCCUUCAUCCAGAAAGGGAGAUGAUACUGUGGAGUUAGAAGUGAUGUUGGGAUCUGAUCCAUCGUUACUUUCAACAAUAGUGGAAGGAAUUCGAGCACCAAUGGCCAUUAUACGUCCAUAUCCGGUGCUUAUCAAUGGUGUUGUUGUGAAUUCGGAACUGAAUUUAUCCACCGGAGAAUAUAAUCUACGAAUUGACACAUCGAAGAGGAGCAUAGUUUCUUCAGAAUCACCAACAGUCGUCUUUGUUCCGGAUAUUCAUUUCCAAGAGGGAAAUUUCCAAGUGUUUGUGACGGAAGGUACUACUUCGUUUAAAUACAACAGUUUUGUUCAACUGUUGGAAUGGUAUCAUGAAACUGAUAUAGGAGUUAUUGAAUUAAGAAUCAAGAGUUUAUCGAAAAGGUUCGAGGGUCAGGAAUGUUCCACUUCACGGAAACUCUUUAGGCUAUUAUCGUGCGGAUUGAUACAUUGA